UCCGAGAUCACCAACUCGUGUUUCGCGCCCGAGAACCAGAUGGUAAAGUGCGACCCCCGACACGGCAAGUAUAUGGCCGUGUGUUUGCUAUACAGGGGCGAUGUGGUGCCCAAAGAUGUGAACGCCGCCAUCGCCGCCAUCAAGACUAAGCGGAGUAUUCAGUUUGUCGACUGGUGUCCCACCGGUUUCAAAGUGGGCAUCAACUACCAGCCGCCAACAGUGGUUCCCGGCGGUGAUCUGGCGAAAGUGCAACGGGCGGUGUGUAUGCUGUCCAACACGACGGCCAUAGCCGAGGCGUGGGCCCGACUCGACCACAAGUUCGACCUGAUGUACGCCAAGCGGGCGUUCGUCCACUGGUAUGUCGGGGAGGGUAUGGAAGAGGGAGAGUUCUCUGAGGCCAGGGAGGACUUGGCAGCGCUCGAGAAGGACUACGAAGAGGUGGGCAUCGACUCGGCUGAUGGCGAUCAGGACGCCGGCGACGAGUAUUAA
Medioppia subpectinata is the source of this 489-nucleotide messenger RNA. NCBI's taxonomy places the organism in Eukaryota, Metazoa, Arthropoda, Arachnida, Sarcoptiformes, Oppiidae. The record is from the annotation of a GenBank genome assembly.